AAUUGUAGGCGUGACGCGGUAACCAUUUUUCUAUGAGAUUUUUUAUGGGUGGGGGUGUUUUAGGGGGAGAGAUUUUACAUCCUUUUCAGCGGAUAUUUGAACAGGGUUUGUUUGAAACCGAAAACUAGGACAGAAAAGCCACCUUCGGACUGGGGCGGACAGAUAUGACGAAACGCGCAUUUUAUCCUUAAAGAGCGGCGAUUAUGUGUGGGAGAGCGAAUUGCAUAUUAGUAAAUGUGCGGUUGUCUUCGUCACUUUGAGCGUAACACCUGCCUUUGCUACAGCCAUCUGACAGAUGGGGUCUGAGCACAAGGUUGUCGGGAAUAGAAGCCGGUGCAUCUUCGCUUCUAUGGCCCUCGUUUCCAUUGCAGUCGUCGUAUUUGUAAUUACAGCGUUUUCUUACAAGGAGUCAAGGAUUUGGGAUGACAGAUGGAAAUUUCAACACCUGAAUGCCACUACCUUGCCGAAACUCUUCCAGACGCAGUCCAACAGCUAUGUGUUCCUUGCAGCUGCAGCAAUAAACGACACACAGACAGACCUGGGACGCCUCAAAUGGGAGGAACAAGGGCUCCUUCAGAAGAAUGUGCGCCUGGUCCAGACGAAGACCAUGAUAUCUGUGAAUGAGCCGGGCAUCUACUUGCUGUUCACCCAGGCAACCUUCAAGCUAACAGAACGAAACAGCACAGACCUGGAGCUCCGGGUCUACCUUAAGUACCAGGAGAGAGAGGACGAGAUCUCCGCCACAUUUCACAAGGCCUGUGAGACUAGUACAGACAGAGAUGCAGUCCUCAGCCACUCCGUCCUGCUGCGCAUUGUUCAGGGCAACAACAUCAGCAUCUCAGCCAAUCCAAGCAGGCUAGUGGACCGGGACUUGAACCCUGUAACCAGCUUCCUCAUUCUCCUCAAGGUCGCUGACCUGUGAGGCGACAGCUCCGCCAUCCUGCUUUGCUGCUCUGUCUCACGUCAGCCUGAUGGCCCAGAUGCAUGAGGCGGUGCCAGCAAAGGGGUCAUGGUGGUGACAUGCAACCUGGGUUUGGUGAACAACAGCGGGACUGUUGAGUGCUCCUCCGUACACUGUCACUCACCCUGUUCAACACAGCCGGAUGCUGAUCGCCUCGAAAUGCAGGGAAAACGCGACCUUAAUCAGUUCUCUUUCAUGGCAAAUAUUCACACAUGUAUAUAUUCCAAAGUGUGGCACUAGAGGGCCACCUAAGGCCUUAGCUAGUGAAAGGCACGCUUUCUGAUGUCAGGAUCAGCGCUGUCACACAGCUGGAAUCUCCUACAUUAAAUCUCAGCAGUCACUCGGGUCUAUACCAUUAAAGGAGAGCAUUGUGGCGCCUCCUACAGGAUCUGCCAAAUACUGGGAGCAACAGGAGAGCAGCAUCAAAAUGAACAUAGAGUUUUGACUUUUAAUUAAUGCAGAAUGAGAAAUGUGUGUGUGUGUGUGUGUGUGUGUGUGUGUGUGUGUGUGUGUCUGUGACACGAUUAAACAUGAAAUUGUCUGUACAUUAUCCAUAUAUGUAGGAAUCCAUAUGUCAUUAUUCCCCUACCUCCACCCCCUCCCAUUUUUAGUUCUGUGGGUGUCAGUAUGCCAUGUUCUUCUGCUGGCCUCAUUAGAACAGUGGGAGGUGUAUUUAUGAAGCAUGCAAGCAAGCAGCUAUGACUCACAGACACAAUUUUACCAUAAGCAAACCAGAUUUUUUUAUAAAAUAUAUUACUGAUAUGUUGAUAAAAACCACUUUUAAUAUUAUUAUUAAUAAACAUAUUUUAUUAUUAUGUUGCUACUAAUAAACUAUUUUGUAUGUAAUGAGCUACUUUUUACAAUGUUUUGAGGUACUUGAUAAGUAUUGGGGUCACAUGUGAUGCUCAUGAAGCUUUUUGAUUUGGGCAAACCAGCUACACUCCUUACUUAAUGCAUUCAUUAUUAUUAAGGUACUCAUCUAAUAUCUUUUGUGCUCAUCCUUAUUAUUGUAGCUUUCUUUGUUAAUGUUUUAACAGGCGGGAAAUUACAGUAACUCCUUCACAUUUGCCAGGGUUAGCAGCAGAAGAUCACCACUAAUGUAAAAAUUCGCAAAUAAUGCUUGUGCCCAUUACUAAAAACACAAAAUUAAUGUUACUGAGAAGUUUAAAAGUUUCUGCAAGAAAGGCUAGAUUCCACGGUCACAAAAAUAUUAUGUGGAUCAAAAUUUAAACCUCAUACACCUGAGACAAAUCGCCCCAAAACUGAAGCAGCAGAGGAUGGGUGAGGAUGGUUGACGAGACAAAGAUGCACAGGAUGCACAUGUGGACAAGAUGCGUAAACCCCGCAAUUUUGCAAUAACUUUUGAUAUAAAAAUAUAUAAGCUGUGCCUUACACUAAGAAAUAUUAAAUGAACAUUUAUAUAUUAAAUAUACGUUUAUUAACAUUGAAUGCAUUAAAUAAUGAUUUGGAUGACAUACGAUUAUCAGUAUUAUUAAUGGCUUAUUUUUGGUUUCUUGGCAAGCUCCAAAAAUAUUCACAAUUAAUUGUUCGUCGUCAAAAACAUCAAUGUCAAAUUUGCGAAUCUGAAGGGGAGACUGCACUGGUUUUUUAAUAGAUUUUAUUUAAGUUGUUUUGAAAGCUGUGUUUUGUGAAUAUCAUGCGAUAUAUUUAUAAUUAUGAAUACAUGUUUUUUAUGUCUAUUUCAUAUGCUUGCCCUAUUUGAAAUGCCAGAAAUACCAAUUUUACAUUAGUUUUUUACAUAUUUUCUUGGACGAGCUACAUACACAGAAUGAAUGUAUAAAAUUAAGUUUUUGUACCUGAAUUACUUAUUUGUAACUUUAUUAUUCGAAUUAAAGGGGAAAAUAAGAUACUUCUGACUAUGAAUUGUUUUUAAUCUAGGCUACCUGAUAUUCAUGCGAAGGGCAGUGAUUGUAUUGUGGCAGGAACAGAGGAAGGCGUCGAGGUGCUUUCUCUGAAUCGAAAGGGUCCUUCCCAGAAGAUAAACUAAAUGCGUUUUUUUUCAUCGUUAUUUCUUGGAAGAGCAUGCUACAGCUUCCUUCGUAUGGGCUACACAUCGUGAUCAUUAGUUACUAAUCUUACCAUAGUUUGUAUUCUCUCUUGUUUAAACGGCUGGUGUUUUUUUUCACUGAGGUUACAAAACUGCAUACUUUGCACAUUUCUUAACCUUUAAAGGUAGGGU
Molecule: messenger RNA, 3161 nt
Organism: Brienomyrus brachyistius
Lineage: Eukaryota; Metazoa; Chordata; Actinopteri; Osteoglossiformes; Mormyridae
Exons: 4
Coding region: 296-922 (208 amino acids)
Biological process (GO): immune response
Cellular component (GO): membrane
Molecular function (GO): tumor necrosis factor receptor binding
Source: RefSeq, a predicted model, not a curated record